Apis mellifera (honey bee) is the source of this 378-nucleotide messenger RNA. RefSeq names its product chymotrypsin inhibitor. The transcript is spliced from 3 exons. The coding region runs from base 80 to 337 and encodes 85 amino acids. Lineage: Eukaryota; Metazoa; Arthropoda; Insecta; Hymenoptera; Apidae. The record is from RefSeq and is a predicted model, not a curated record.
UCAAGUUGUAUUAUUAUUAUUAUUAUACUAAUUGAAGUAUAUAUAUAUUACUAUAUAUUUUAAAACUAUUUUUACUAUUAUGACUCGAAUAAUAACAAUUUUCGUUUUGUUAGCAGCCAUUGCGUAUUCUAACGCAUAUCCUGAUGGCAGCCCGGAAAAUGAAGACGUGAAGUGCGAUGUCAAUGAAGAAUUUACGAGUUGUGGUUCAGAAUGUGUGGAUACUUGUGAGAAACCGGCAUCGCCUAUUUGUAAUCUCAAAUGCGUUAUUGGCUGCCAAUGCAAACCAGGUUUCGUAAGAAACAGAGAAAGCAAGUGCGUUUUGACUCGUGAUUGUUGAAUUCAUAAAGUGAAAAACUAAAUAUCGACAAAUUAUAUAUA